AUGUGCCUGCACUGGAUCCUCUCAUUCACCAUCAUCGUCAUCCCCCUUAUCCUCAGCAUCGUCAUCGCCUAUCUCAUGAUCUGCUGGGCCAUGCUCCUGUUUCGCCCUAAGGAGCUGGGCGAGUAUGAGCAGUUCUCCAACCAAGACAGCCCAUACGGGACAAGGAAGCUCCUACACUUAGAUGAGCGAGGAAGAGAUGUCAAGCGACAAGACAAGACAAGACAAGACAAGACAAGACAAGACAAGACAGGAUACAGCAACACCAAGGGAGCGGCUAAGACGGCAUCGUAA
Messenger RNA from Guillardia theta CCMP2712, 291 nucleotides. RefSeq lists its product as hypothetical. Bases 1 to 291 code for a protein of 96 amino acids. The transcript has 3 exons. Lineage: Eukaryota; Cryptophyceae; Pyrenomonadales; Geminigeraceae. The record is from RefSeq and is a predicted model, not a curated record.